GAAGACCAAGCGUGCGCAUAUCAAGUACGAAGGUAUUACUGAUCGAACACUUCAACGUAACAGGAAGCAAGUGAGCAAUUUCUUCAACCAUUUGCAUGUGCAUGGCCACCAGCUGCCGGAUAGCAUGCCCGAUCUCGAUUCAGCAGCUGCGGAGUACGUUAAUCAUCUUUACUUGGAAGGCGAGCCACACGGGCAUGCGCAGGACUUCGUGUCCGGCCUCCGCCGGCUUUUCCCUAGGUGCCGGAAGCACGUGGACACAGCGAAGUUGUAUUGCUCGUAUUGGGGUCGAGGGUUGAAGCGGCGGCGGGCGUUGCCUCUCCCAGCCGACGCCCUGGUUGGGAUGGUCGGAGCGGCUUUCGCCUUCAACGAGGACCGCGUCGCCGUCAUUUUCCUCACUGGGUUUCUUGGUCUUCUCCGUUCCGGCGAGCUGUUGACUCUCACCUCAAAGCAGAUUAAGGUGGUCGGCAUGGGCCGCCUAGCCUCCACGCCGCACGCGUUGCGGCCUCUUGAGGCUGUGCCCCGUGUGGCGGCGGCGAGCAUGCCCCUGAGGGGCGGGCUCGCCGUAACG
Molecule: messenger RNA, 568 nt
Organism: Prorocentrum cordatum
Lineage: Eukaryota; Dinophyceae; Prorocentrales; Prorocentraceae
Source: the annotation of a GenBank genome assembly